Messenger RNA from Ornithorhynchus anatinus (platypus), 6261 nucleotides. It is a transcript of the gene GRAMD4, whose product is annotated as GRAM domain containing 4. The record is from RefSeq and is a predicted model, not a curated record. Lineage: Eukaryota; Metazoa; Chordata; Mammalia; Monotremata; Ornithorhynchidae. The transcript has 21 exons. The coding region runs from base 737 to 2545 and encodes 602 amino acids. Gene Ontology annotation, biological process: apoptotic process; negative regulation of toll-like receptor 9 signaling pathway.
UCCACUGGAUCAACAGGCUGUUGAGGCUCACUUGAGCCACUUCCAGGCCAAAUGUGGAGAGGACCAGCAUGGAGGCAGGCCAACAAGAAAUCUAGCUGUCCACCGACGGCUUCGAGACUCACAGAGAAACUCCUAUUUGGGCUUUAGGACAAACCCGGCCCAAGGCCGGGACAGAGCUGGACGGGUCAGUGAUUCACCCCAAUCCAUCCGUCUCCCAGCCGCCCUCCGGAGCCGAGCUUCAUCGUCCCCGCGUCGUCCUUUGAAGCGGACGGGACCCGGACAGGGGCUUCGGGGCGAAAUACUUUCGGGCCCGCUCGUUCCAGCCGGGUGGAGAUCCGUGAUCCCGGACAGCCGACGGAGAGGCGGACCUGGCGGACCCCAGGGUCCUCUAGACCAUAAGCCCGUUCACGUGUCCGGCUCUGUUGCCUCGGCCUCUCCCAAGCGCUUAAUACAGCGCUCUGCACACAGGAAGCGCUCAAUAAACGCAGUUGAGGAGAGGAAAAACUCUUCGUCUACCGCCCCGAAAUUCCUCACGCCGCCGAUUGUUUUGUAACCAGCCUGUUGGUUGGGGCUGAGUUUUAUCAAUCAGUGAGGGGUAUUUCUUGAGCACUGUACUGAACACUUUGGCAGAGCAGCGCUAGAGAAGACGAUCCCCGCUUUGAAGACUGGCACAGUUUAGCAGGGCAGGGACUCUAACCGUCAUGUUAAGGUAAAGCAGAGAAGCUCAGUGCUGAACAUGCUAAAGAGGUUAGACAAAAUAAGGUUCAGAGGUCACAAGAGAGAUGACUUCCUCGAUCUAGCCGAGUCUCCGAACGCUUCAGACAACGAGUGUGGAGAUGAGAUUCCCCUGAAGAUCCUUCGGACGGCCGCCAGAGACCACGAGGAGCUGAGAGACCCUGCUGGUACGGGGACCAUCAUCAUGGCGUCGGGGGUCCAGGAUUUUAACCGAACCGAGUCGGACAGAUUAAACGAGAUCAAAGGUCACCUGGAGAUCGCCUUACUGGAAAAACACUUUUUGCAGGAGGAGCUCAGGAAGCUGAGGGAGGAGACCAACUCAGAAGUGCUAAAGCAAGAACUGGAAAAGGAGCGACAGAGGAGAUUAGAACUAGAACAGAAAUUCCACGAAGUUCUGAAGGCAAGAACGGAGGAGCAGACAGUCCCGCAACCACAGCCCGCGAAAGGACCUGCCCAAGUCAACAACGGAACAGAUAAACGCAGCCAGAGGAUGUGUUCGCGAGUUCAGAAGUGGUUCUACGAGAAAUUCGGGGAGUACGUGGAAGAUUUCAGGUUCCAGCCUGAAGAGAACACCGUGGAAACCGAAGAGCCCCUCAGUGCCAGAAGAUUAACUGAAAACAUGAGACGACUAAAGCGAGGUGCCAAGCCUGUUACUAAUUUUGUGAAGAACCUCUCCGCCUUAUCAGACUGGUACUCUGUCUACACUUCUGCUAUUGCCUUUAUUGUCUACAUGAACGCCGUGUGGCAAGGCUGGGCCAUCCCCAUGUUCCUCUUUUUAGCGAUUCUGAGGCUGUCCUUGAAUUACCUCAUAGCCAGGGGCUGGCGGAUACAGUGGAGUAUCGUCCCUGAAGUCUCAGAAGCCGUGGAACCUCCAAAGGAAGAUCUGACGGUGUCAGAAAAGUUUCAGCUCGUACUAGAUGUAGCACAAAAAGCCCAGAACCUGUUUGGCAAGAUGGCCGACAUCCUGGAAAAAAUCAAGAACUUGUUCAUGUGGGUCCAGCCAGAAAUCACCCAGAAGCUAUACAUUGUCCUGUGGGCCACUUUCCUCGCAUCCUGCUUCUUCCCCUACAGGAUCGUUGGACUCGUCGUGGGACUCUAUGCCGGAAUCAAGUUCUUCCUCAUCGAUUUCAUCUUCAAACGCUGCCCCAGACUGCGAGCUAAGUACGACACCCCCUAUAUCAUCUGGACGAAUUUACCCACUGACCCUCAGCUCAAAGAACGGUCCCUCGCCGCUGUGUCUCGGAGGUGUGGUGGUCAACACCAGACGGGCUACUCCAACAGGGGUCUGACCAGUGUGGCAUCUAAUGGAAAGCUCCAGACGGCAUCAUCCCGGAGCUACGUGGGCGCCAGCGCCCCGCCGGGCAUGAGCAAGGAUGAAGACGCGGGUCGUUUCCACGGUACCAAAAAGGGCAACUUCCACGAGAUCUUUAACCUGACGGAAAACGAGCGGCCUUUGGCAGCGUGUGAAAACGGUUGGCGAUGCUGCUUAAUUAACAGAGACAGGAAGAUGCCAACAGACUACAUCAGGAACGGAAUUCUCUACGUGACGGAAAAUUACCUGUGCUUCGAAAGCUCGAAAUCUGGCUCAUCGAAGAGAAAUAAAGUUAUUAAACUGAUGGAUAUUACGGACAUUCAGAAGUACAAAGUGCUGUCUGUUCUUCCCGGGUCGGGCAUGGGGAUUUCAGUCUCUACACCGUCCACCCAGAAACCGCUAGUGUUCGGUGCCAUGGUACACAGAGACGAAGCUUUUGAGACCAUUUUCAGCCAAUACAUGAAGAUCACAUCGGCAAUAUCUGGCGGCGAAAGCUAGUAUCCACCUGCUGGAGAUCUGAAAGACUUUGGGGUUUGCUUGGUUUUUUGGGCGGGGAGAGAGUUGGGGGUUUAUUUGUUUGGUUUUUUUUUUACAAUUUGGUAGUGGAAAAAAAGAAAUCGGACCUCCUUACGAUCAAUCUCUUUUGCAAUAAUUUUCCUUUUUCCAUCGUUCAUAGUCUCUGCUACUAUGUGAGCCUAUUUUAUACAGGCCUUCCCGUUUGUUUUUAGGAUGUUUGUAAAAAGUGCUUUCACCACUCUUCGCCUUGCACAGCGAGCACUUUUAACGUUCAUUUUCUGACAUCGAAGGCCGGGAAGAUCCUCGGAGAGCCAACGGAACGGGGCGGAACCGGCACCCGAUCGCAGUUUCCUUUUUCUGAAGCCAGCGUGCUUCCGUGAAGGUUUUAAGCUGAGAUGGUGCACAUCCAACGUGAACCCCAAGGCCAACGGUCAGCCUGAACCUCUCGGUCCUCCUGCUUCCCUGGACUCUGCGUAGCCCCUCGCUGUGGACCCGGGGGCGUGGAGAAUAGGGAUGGUGUAAAGGAAGCUGUUAAUCCCCCACGUGAAGUGUAUUUGCAUUUCUCUGGGAGGUCCUGGAAUGACCUUGGGUCAGGUGGAGAGGAUGAUAAUAAUAAUGAUGGUAUUUGUUAAGCGCUUACUAUGUGCCGAGCACUGUUCUAAGCGCUCAUGGCAUCUACACUGGACGGGGGCCGGGGGGAAAGACUGUGGAAAGGUGAGCGGAGUGAAGACACACCUCCUCGUGUGUAGAAGUGUUUUGAGGGUCUCUUGUCAGCAAUCUCGCCAUCCCUAACAAAAGAAUCAAUCAGUUGUAUUUAUUGAGCUCUUACUGGGGGCAGAGCACUGGACGGAGCGCUCGGGAGAACACGACGCAGCGGAGUUGGUAGACGCCUUCCCUGCCCACCGCCAGCUUACAGUCUAGAAGAAGGAACUCUUGCCAAAUAAAGACGUAUUGUAAGUUGAGUCAGAACCUCUCCCGGGCAAGGCCCAUUCCCUCUCUCUCUCGCCCCAGUCACCUUCCGUUUUCUUCUCGGGUGGCAGCUGACCGACGGCCAGUUACCUCGUCGCGUUUGACCACCGGGAAGGAACUGAGUCUGAGGGGGUUCGGGCCGGGGUGACCCCCACCAUCUUGGUUCCCAAGGGAUGGAUCCGUUUCGGGCCGGCAGCGCCUGACUUUGGUGCCGUUUCUGCCGUAAUCCCACCUACGAGGAGGUUCUUUCUCCCAGGCCUUCCCCCGAGGCAGCCUCCACCCCUGCUACAGCUCCCGAUUACCUCACGUUUGCCCUUUGCACCCGAGGAGAGAUACCAGAGAGUCAGAGAAUAACUCGACCCUUAAGGUCGAGGUGUUGGUGUUGGCUCCGUUGAAAGUCAAUCAGUCGUAGUUACCGAGCGCUUAUCCUACUAUGCGCUUGUUGGAUCAUCCCCUCAAGGCAGGGGUGGUCGUGAGCAGGAGCCUGGGCAUCUUGCGGCCAUGGAAGGGGAUUUCGCCCAGCGGGCUGACCGCGUUGGGAGGGAGGGCGGCCUCCGGGCCGCAGAGGUCGAGCUUGGGGCAGCGCCGGGCCCUGGUUGGCAGCGGUGCGAGAGGUACCCUCAGGCGCCACCACAGCGAGCUCAGCGGAGGGACCGGCGGGGGGGUCCGGGGAGACCCGGGCCAAUCCCCGAAACCACCGGGUUUAGCUUGCGGAUGCCUAGCGUUUCCGCCGACCCGGGGCCGUUCUGGGCAGCUGCCGGUUAAAAUCAGUAGUCGCUCCGGAAAGGGGGCGGAUGUUUCCUGGGAAUGUGGAAGGGAUCCCUCCCACCCUGAAGAGACACCGCUGGUUGAACCAGGAUGACUCUACGGCACAGUGGGCCAGCCCUCAGAAGUUGUCUCGGGCACCGCAGAGAAACAGGAUUUAGAGAAAGAAGUUUCACCACCGGAGUCUUUUAAAAGUCUUUUCGGCCUACAGAAAACUUAGAGCAAACCGUCUCGAUCUCAACUCUGGUUCACCCAGUAUUUCUUCGGUAGUACUUACCAAAACCAACAGCCAGUGUUUGAACUCGUGCCGUCCUGUUGUUUUCUUCUCCCCAAGGCGGUGGAUCAUGUUUUCCAUUUUCAAGAGGCUGCUUGGAGGGGCUAAAGUCAUCGAGGUGAAUCUUGUCGAGUGGUGAUAUGAGCAUUAAAGGGGCUUAAUGUCUCGUUCAUCUCUAAAACCGUCCCUCACCCCUUCAGCUUGUCUUAGUCCUUUGGGUGCUGGUGAGAUCGUUGGUUUUUUUUUUUUUUUGAAGAAACAGAAAAUUAUAUUUUUUACAGAGAGCAAGCAGUUUUUCUUAUUUUUGUAUCAUUUUCGAAUGGAAUUUUUACCUUUCACUCUGAUCCUAAUUUGCCGGCUUGGCGAGAAAUGGGGUAACUGCAUUUACCGCCUCCUUCCCCGACCGGUCGCUUUAGAGUCGUCUCCGUUUCUGGCUCCCGGAAAAGCCUCGCUCUUUCCGCGCGAGCGACAGCCGACGCGAUUAAGCGUAUCCCUCCAAGCCUUCGUCUUUCCCUUGUCCCCGGUCGGGGUUCGGGGAGGCGGGCGUGUUCGGCUCGAAUGAUUCCCGAGUCCACAAAAGAGAGGUCGCUCGGGUGUGGACCUUCGCGAUGAACCCGCACUUUAACCGGGUGGACCGAGCUUACGGACCGCAGCCGCCUCCCCGACCGCCUCACGAUUCGGCGCUACCCUUCCGAACUGGAUUCCCCAGGAGCCGGACCCUGCGUCGUGUGACUAGAAGGCGCGGGUCCAAGGCCAGGUCCACCCUAAGCGAGGCUGUGAGGGGGGGUCCCCGCCGGCCACCCGAGGGGCGCCCGGGCCGGCGUCGGACAGAGGGCUCCGGGAAGGGCGUCGGCUCGGACCACCGAGGUCUCGAUCUCGCUAGGCCCGAGGACGGGGCCGCCCGGCACACCCCCCACGGCGCGUUGCCGAGGGGGCCGCCCGAGCCCCGUUCCCUUGGCGGCCGGGGCGGUCCCGUCCGAUUCCCGUCCUUCCCGUUUCCGGGGUGAUCCGUGCCACUUAGCCAAAAGUGUUAGUUUCCUCAUCGGCCUCUGCGACGGUCGCGUGGGGGUGGAUUUAACUUCUUUCAGAGAAGUGAAGUGGCCAGUUUGAGUUCCUUUUAAGGAGAAAGGGAGAUGAAAACUGACCACACUCAAAUGGGAAGAGCGGGGAGCGGGAGGCUCCGGUCGGGACUCUCAGGGGAGAUAGCGGGAGGAAGAGGCCGGAGGCGGCGAACCCGGAGUCCGAAACGCAGGCCGGCCCACGGUAGAACCUUGCGGAAGAGUCCGCUCCGACCGACAGGAAUCAUGUUUUCCCCAAGCCCGGCAGGUGGAACUGUACAUACUUUGGGGCGACCUCGCCCUGAAGAGAACUCGUAGUUUUUACUGAAUUAUGUAAAUUUGGGCAGAUAUUUAAUUUCUAUGACCAAUCAUCGAAAUAGAAUGGAUGUUCAAUUUUUUAUGUCUCGAUCCGUUUGAACCUGUAAAUAGCCAUUGCCGGUGUGACUUUUGUUCAGCGAAGGAAUCGUUCCGUAUGAAGAAUUGAAGCGAUGACCGACGAGAGGAAUGCCCUGUACAUUUUUUAAAAAAAACAACAACCCGACAACCUUGUUUGUUUAAGGAAAAAAAAAAAAGUCUUGUAUAAAUUAUCAUUUUUAUUUAAAUAAACCUAAAACGCUUUGGGCUAACAAGUA